Exophiala oligosperma is the source of this 1077-nucleotide messenger RNA. RefSeq lists its product as uncharacterized. The record is from RefSeq and is a predicted model, not a curated record. NCBI's taxonomy places the organism in Eukaryota, Fungi, Ascomycota, Eurotiomycetes, Chaetothyriales, Herpotrichiellaceae. Bases 1 to 1077 code for a protein of 358 amino acids. The transcript has a single exon.
AUGACCGGUCAAUGGCCGACGAAGCCCGAGUCAACCAUGUCAUCAUUUGUGCGAGUUCUACACGAGUUCUACACGCCUUUUCUGCUCUCGAUUCUUACCUUUACUCACAAUUCACACAUGAUAGUGAUACCAAAAUUCGACAUGGCAGCAUCACUCGGUAAACGUAUUGUCUUCACCGGAGGGUCCGGCAAGGCUGGGAGACACUGCAUUCCAUACCUCCUCGAAAAAGGCCAUCAAGUUCUCAACUUGGACCUGUUGGACUUCCCGAAAGAUCAUCUUCCAGCUGGAAAAAGCGUCUAUACCAUGAAGACCGACCUCACCGAUGGUGCCCAGACAUUCAACGCCUUGUCAUCACUUUUCUCCAUGGACGAAUACGAACUGCCGAAGCACCCUGGACCACCGGACGCAGUCAUACACUUUGCAGCAUAUGCUCGCAACAUGAUUGUGCCCGAUAGCGAAACGUUCCGUGGCAACGUCAUGAGCACGUAUAAUGUGAUCGAGGCUGCGUGCAAACUGGGCGUCAAGAAAAUCAUCAUUGCCAGCAGUGAAACCACAUAUGGUGUCUGCUUCAGCCAAGGCGACGACGAUUACCAUUCUUUCCCACUCGAGGAAGAUAGCUAUGACCGCAACCCAAUGGACACUUAUGCCUGUUCUAAAUUGACGGGGGAACGCAUCGCUCGGAGCUUUGCACGGCGGUUCGACAUUGAUAUCUAUGCCUUGAUCAUCGGCAAUGUCAUUGAGCCACACGAAUACGCGAGGGACUUUCCGCGCCACGUGGGUAAGCCAGAGACCAGGAAGAGAAAUGCUUGGAGUUAUAUCGACGCGCGAGACCUUGGGCAAAUUUGUGACCUGUGUGUUGCAAAGUCCGGAUUGGGAUUCCAGGUGUUCAACGCGACCAACGACACCAUCACGACAUCGAUCCCCACGGCGGAGUUUUUGAAAAAGACGUGCCCCAACACACCAAUCUCCCGAAAGAUGGGUGAAUGGGAGGCCCCACUGUCCAACAAGAAGAUCCGAGAUGUUCUGGGUUUCAAGGAUGUUCAUGACUGGCGGAAGUACUAUACCCAUAAAGACUGA